Molecule: messenger RNA, 492 nt
Organism: Opisthocomus hoazin
Lineage: Eukaryota; Metazoa; Chordata; Aves; Opisthocomiformes; Opisthocomidae
Gene: H1-0
Product: H1.0 linker histone
Biological process (GO): negative regulation of DNA recombination; nucleosome assembly; chromosome condensation
Cellular component (GO): nucleosome; nucleus
Molecular function (GO): structural constituent of chromatin; double-stranded DNA binding; nucleosomal DNA binding
Source: RefSeq, a predicted model, not a curated record
AUGGUGAUAGCGGCCACGUUUAAUCUCCUGGGACCAGAUGACGACUUGCCCGGCACGGCAAGGUCCAUCCAGAAGUACGUGAAGAGCCACUACAAGGUGGGCCAGCACGCCGACGUGCAGAUCAAGCUCUCCAUCCGCCGACUGCUCGCCGCCGGAGUCCUCAAGCAGACCAAAGGGGUCGGCGCCUCCGGCUCCUUCCGCCUGGCCAAGACCGACAAGGCGAAGAAGUCCCCAGCCAGGAAGAAGAAGAAGGUGGCCAGGAAAUCCACGUCGCCCCGGAAAGCGGCAAGGCCAGGGAAAGCCAAGUCACCGGCGAAGAAGCCCAAAUCUGCCACCAGGAAAGCCAGGAAGAAGUCGAGGGCCAGCCCGAAGAAAGCCAAGAAGCCAAAGACUGUUAAGGCCAAGUCGCUGAAGGCGUCCAAGCCUAAGAAGACAAAGCGGUCGAAACCCAAAGCCAAGUCCAGCGCCCGGAAAUCACCCAAGAAGAAGUGA